Molecule: messenger RNA, 2715 nt
Organism: Fusarium venenatum
Lineage: Eukaryota; Fungi; Ascomycota; Sordariomycetes; Hypocreales; Nectriaceae
Product: AEX-3 domain-containing protein
Biological process (GO): regulation of Rab protein signal transduction
Cellular component (GO): cytoplasmic vesicle
Source: RefSeq, a predicted model, not a curated record
AUGCCUCCUUCGCUCAAUACCCAUUCCUCCUUUACCCGUCCCCGGACUAGCGACCGCGAUGGCAGGCCCAGCACCCGCGAUCAGGGCCCAGACCAAAACCUGCUGAUCCCUAGUCGAACUUCUUCGCUGCAUUCGCGCAUUACGCAACCUAUUCCUUCAACCCUCAACAUGAAGCCCCAGCAGCGAACACCAAAAACUUUGACCCAUGCGUAUAUGGUCUGCGGUGUUGGCCGCGAACCUUCGCAAUGGGUCAAGGCUCCUACUCCGGCCCAAGGAAAGAUUGGCCACAUGAAGGGUGCCGUUGGUCAGUUUUGGUUGCCCGAGAUUUUGGGCAGCAGCCCUCGCCUUGAGCAAGACAACGAGAUCGCUCGAGCGCUUCACUCUGCCAUGAGGGCUUGUUUCCCCCAUGAUGUUGAGAUUUGCACAGGCCGCAGCCAGCCUCACUGUGUUCACCAUUCCUUUGUUCUCCAGCAGGAUUCCUCUCACACUCUGUACGGUAUAUGUCUGCGAGUUUGGUCGCGAGCAGAUGAGAAGAGGGCCGAGACAAUUCGUGAGCUCCGCAAGAGAACUGAGAGCGACUACUACGACAACCCUGAUGAGACCUACUGGAUUCCUUACUGCUUGUCGUUCCUCUCCCGCUAUCCUCUGUAUAAUCUUUUGGGAGAUUAUCUUCGAGGUAUGUGGAUUCACUGGAACAAGGCUACCAACCUGUUCCACGCCGAGGAGGUUUCCCGCAUUCUUAGCUUCCCUGCUCCUCGCCUGAACGAUUUGGUCCGCAUCGACAUGAAGGACUAUGCUCUCUGCUACCAGUUCCCAUCUUCGCCCACUGGAUUCCAAAACUUCGCCAUGUGGCCUCUGUUCAACUGUUUAUCAAUUCCCAACAUUGUCGGCGUCAUCGAAGCAGCCAUCUCUCCUACGCGUCGAAUCAUCUUUGUCAGCCACUACCCUGCUAUGCUCACCAUGGCUGCCGAGACUGUUCGAUACUGCGUCCGAGUUUAUGAAUGGAGUGGUCUUUACGUCCCCGUUGUUCACGCUCGUCAUGCCAAGGAGUUGGUCCAGGAGCCUGGUCCUUACAUCCUGGGUAUCACCGUCGAGUGCCGCUCUCUCUUCACAGCACCCACCGAUGCUCUGGUCGUCGACCUUGAUCGCAACUUUGUUCUCACAUCUAGCCCUCCUACUGCUCUGAGUCCCGGUCAGCGUAACAAGUUCGUUACCCGACUCACUCAAGCUUUGAACGGUGACGUAACCCCCUCUGGAGUUCCUCAGCAUCUCCGAUCUGCCUACGGUGGUGGCAAGCUUGUCCCUGCUGGCCAAAUUAUUGUGAUGCGCGGAGAGGUCGAGUCUAUCCAGGACCCUGAGUGGUGGAACCAGGACGCCGUUAUGGCUGUCAUGGAUCACGUUUGUGAGAAGCUUGGACGCAACACUGGCAUUAAGGCUGUCUUUGGUGGAUCCGUCAAGAAGCCCCUCAUGACCAAGGUAUCUAUGCGACACCUCAACGAGCUUGUUCGUGAGAGGAACCAGUACUCGCGCGAUGCUCUUGAGGCCUGGCAGGACUUCAUCAAUCUCAAAGGCCGCAUGGACACCGAGCUCAGCAAGGUUAACAAGCGCAACAACUACCUUGUGGAGGAGCUUGAGAGUUGGAAGCAGCAAUUCCUCAAGUUCCAGGCCUUCGCUGAGACCCUUACCAAAGAGACACAAGAUCUCAAGGUCAAGAUCGACACACACAAGAGGGAGAACCGCCGUCUUGCUGGUCUCAUUGAUCAGCAGAAGGAUGACAACGCCCGCCUCUCUGUUCGUCUUACUGGCACUGAGAAGCAGCGUGACGACGCUCUCGAGGCCCUUGUCCUUCAGCAGGAGAUUGCUGAGGAGCUUGAGCGCGAGCGUAAGAGAAACAAGAAGGAGCUCUCUCAGCUUCAGCACACCAACGUGACCAUCAUGCGCCAGCGUGACGAGGCCCGAAGAGUCGUUCUUCACCUUCGCAGUCUCAUUGGCGGCCAAAGCCACCACAUGGAGCAUCUCAUCCAGUCUCUCACCAAGCCUGAUGACCUGGCUCAGGAGAUCGAGGAGGGUUACGAUGAGACUGAGGAGGGCACUCAGUCCAGCGAGCCCAGCCGUCUCACACCCAGCCCCAGCCCUACUACUUCCUCUAGUAGCCGAAGCAAGCGAUAUUCUUCAGCGAGCUUCAACGAUGUGGCUGACCGCCACCUUAAGGACAAGACCGAUGCCAUUGCACACAUUGUGCGCAACAUUGCUGAGCAAUGCCAGGCUGCUGUCGAGGGCCUGCAGCUGGCACAUGAUGCCGAACUAGGGAGUUCUAGUAGAAGGAAUUCGAGGCACUCUACCAUCCAGAGCGAUGACGGCCACUCCGCCGCCACUUCCGAGACCGGGGACGAAUCCCUCCUGGCGCCGCGGUCCGGGAGGGCGUCCAGUAUCCCUCCCACCCCGGAUCUCAUCCCCAACAGGAGCAGCACAGCAAUGUCCUUUGCCUCUACAGCUACUACUCCCGAGCGAUCGUCGCAGCAGUAUAGCCUCCGAGACGAGAUCCCCACAAAGAUUGUCGAGGAUGACGAAGAGGACUUCGAGGAGAAUCGAUCCGACAACGGGACAGUCUCACACGAGACAUCUGUCGUAUCUAAGCAUCAGCUCCAGCACCAACAGUCCCUGAUGCACAGGCCAUCGGGCGCCAGGAUCAGUGCUCUUGGCGGUACACGCUGA